Oryzias latipes (Japanese medaka) is the source of this 583-nucleotide messenger RNA. It is a transcript of the gene rpl24, whose product is annotated as ribosomal protein L24. Gene Ontology annotation, molecular function: mRNA binding; structural constituent of ribosome. Gene Ontology annotation, biological process: cytoplasmic translation. Gene Ontology annotation, cellular component: cytosolic large ribosomal subunit. The record is from RefSeq and is a predicted model, not a curated record. Lineage: Eukaryota; Metazoa; Chordata; Actinopteri; Beloniformes; Adrianichthyidae.
CAUUUAUUCAUGUUAUUAAAUUUGUUUCCGCUUCCGGUAUCGUUCUUUCCGGUUUGGGCCCUCCAUAAGCCAUCAUGAAGGUCGAGUUGUGCAGUUUCAGCGGGUAUAAGAUUUACCCCGGCCAUGGUCGCCGAUACGCUAGGAUAGACGGAAAGGUGUUUCAAUUUCUGAAUGCAAAAUGCGAGUCUGCCUUCCUGGCGAAAAGGAACCCCAGACAGAUCAACUGGACUGUGCUGUACAGACGUAAGCACAAGAAGGGACAGUCUGAAGAAGUCACGAAGAAGCGCACCCGCCGUGCAGUGAAGUUCCAGAGGGCCAUUACUGGCGCCUCCCUGGCUGAGAUUAUGGCGAAGAGGAACCAGAAACCCGAGGUCCGCAAGGCCCAAAGGGAGCAGGCCAUCAGAGCUGCCAAGGAGGCCAAGAAGGCGAAGCAGGCAGCUAAGAAGCCUGCUACUGCAGCUGCAAAGUCGUCUGCUAAGGCUGCACAGAAACCCAAGAUCGCCAAGCCCAUGAAAGUCAGCGCACCCCGUGUUGGUGGAAAACGCUAGACUGAAAUAUUGUUAAUAAAAAACAUUAAAUACUG